This is a messenger RNA of Trifolium pratense (red clover), 2872 nucleotides long. RefSeq names its product protein CHUP1, chloroplastic-like. The record is from RefSeq and is a predicted model, not a curated record. Gene Ontology annotation, cellular component: chloroplast outer membrane. Lineage: Eukaryota; Viridiplantae; Streptophyta; Magnoliopsida; Fabales; Fabaceae. Gene Ontology annotation, biological process: chloroplast organization. The coding region runs from base 213 to 2474 and encodes 753 amino acids. The transcript has 7 exons.
AAUGUCUCUCUCUUCUCUUCUCUUUCUAACAUUUCAAAUUUCAAAUUUUCAAACUUUUCCUCUUACAUCAUCAUCGUACACACAAAACCCUCAAUCUUGUUCUGUUCCAAAAACAUGUUUUUCAAUUUCCUCAUCUUCAAUCCAUAACUAGAUUACUCUCAUCCUUAAACAAACCAAACUAUUCUCAAAACUGUUUCUGUUUUUCUCACAAAAUGAGGGAAGAAAAUAAUAAUAACAACAACAACCCAUCAGAAAACAAGUCCAAAGUUUCAAAAUUUUCCGAUCAAAAUCAACCACCAAAGCUUCAAACCACAAAAGGAACAAACCCCAAUAACAAUCAUUCAAAGCCAAGGUUAUGGGGUGCUCACAUUGUAAAAGGGUUUUCAGCUGACAAAAAAACCAAACAACAAUCAACUGUUCCGACAAAAAAACAGACAACAAUAACAACAACAAUCUCGGAUGUUGCUAAUCAGAAAAACCCUUUUGUUCCAGCUCAAUCAAGAGCGAAAAGAUCUCUAAUGGGUGAUUUGUCAUGUUCUCAAGUUCAUCCACAUGCUUUUCCAACACAUAGGAGACAAUCAUCAACUGAUUUAUUCACCGAGUUAGAUCAUAUGAGAAGCUUGUUGCAAGAGUCUAAGGAGAGAGAGUCUAAGCUGAAUGCUGAGUUGGCUAAGUGUAGGAAGAAUCAGAGUGAGGUUGAUGAGCUUGUGAAGAAAGUUGCUUUGUUAGAAGAAGAGAAAAGUAGUCUCUCUCAGCAAUUGGCUGUAUUGGAGAGACAGGAAGAAGUUGUGAAAGGGGAAAAUAAGCAUAGUUCUAUGCAGAAUCUUGAGCUUGAAGUUGUUGAGUUGAGAAGGUUGAAUAAGGAGUUGCAUAUGCAGAAGAGGAACCUCACUUGCAGGCUCUCUUCUAUGGAGUCUCAAUUAUCGUGUUCUCCCAAUUCUUCAGAGAGUGACAUUGUUGCGAAAUUUAAAGCCGAGGCGUCAUUGCUCCGGCUCACGAACGAAGACCUGAGCAAACAAGUAGAAGGCUUACAAACAAGCAGAUUAAAUGAAGUGGAGGAACUAGCCUACUUGAGGUGGGUGAAUUCAUGUUUACGAACCGAGUUGAAGAAUACAUGCUCAACAUUGGAUUCUGAUAAGCCAUCUAGUCCUCAAUCUGUUGUGAGUAGUAGCGGAGAUUCUAUUAGUUCUUUCUCUGACCAAAGCGGUAGCGCAAAUAGCUUCAAUUUAGUUAAGAAGGCAAAAAAGUGGGCAAUAACUAGUGAGUCACAAGUAGAGUGCACAAAUAGUAGUCUUAUUGAGAAAAAUUGGAUUGAAUCAAUUUCUGGGAGAAACAACAGAAGACAUUCAAUUAGUGGUUCCAAUAGCUCAGAGGAAGAGGUUAUUGUAUUGAAUAAAAGAAGACAAUCUAAUUGUUUUGAUUCUUUUGAAUGUUUAAAAGAAAUGGAAAAGGAAUCAAUGCCAAUGCCAUUAUCUAUUCAACAAUCUGUUUUGGAAAAGAGGGCAUUAAGGAUUCCUAAUCCUCCUCCAAGACCUUCUUCAUGUUCUAUUUCUAGCAAAACAAAACAAGAAAGCUCGGUUCAAGUUCAAGUUCAACCUCCUCCACCUCCGCCUCCACCACCACCUCCUAUGAGUUUUGCAUCAAAAAGUAAUACAGCAAUGGUAAAACGAGCGCCACAAGUGGUCGAAUUGUACCACUCACUCAUGAAGAGAGAUUGUAGAAGAGAUUCUUCAAAUGGAGGACUCUCUGAUGCUCCUGAUGUUGCAGAUGUUCGUAGUAGCAUGAUUGGAGAAAUCGAGAACCGUUCGUCACAUUUACUUGCUAUAAAGGCAGAUAUUGAAACACAGGGAGAAUUUGUAAAUUCAUUGAUUAGAGAGGUGAACAAUGCGGCAUAUGAGAACAUAGACGACGUAGUUGCAUUUGUGAAGUGGCUUGAUGAUGAACUUGGCUUCCUUGUGGAUGAAAGAGCUGUUCUUAAACAUUUUGAUUGGCCAGAGAAAAAAGCCGACACAUUAAGAGAAGCAUCAUUUGGAUAUCAAGAUUUGAAAAAGUUGGAAUCUGAAGUUUCCUCCUACAAGGACGACCCUCGGCUACCUUGUGAUAUUGCUCUAAAGAAAAUGGUUGCAUUAUCAGAAAAGAUGGAACGUACAGUUUAUACACUUCUCCGCACGAGGGAUUCACUAAUGCGAAAUUGCAAGGAGUUUCAAAUUCCUGUAGAAUGGAUGCUUGAUAAUGGAAUCAUUGGCAAGAUAAAACUAGGGUCAGUUAAAUUGGCCAAAAAGUAUAUGAAAAGGGUAGCCAUGGAAGUUCAAACAAAGUCAGCAUUUGAUAAAGAUCCUGCAAUGGAUUACAUGGUUCUCCAAGGAGUGAGAUUUGCUUUCAGAAUCCAUCAGUUUGCAGGAGGAUUUGAUGCAGAAACAAUGCAUGCAUUUGAAGAACUUCGCAAUCUUGCUUCUCUACUUAACAAAACAUAAAGAGAAUGAUGAGUUCCAGCUUACCAUCUCAGUAAGCCAUAGUAUAACCUUAUUCAUAGGUGCAAUCAUUCUGGAUUAUUUUGUCUAUGAUUGCAUUACAUUUUGGUAGUAAGAGAUUGGCAAGAUUUUGUUGUAUACUGGUGCAUUUUGGGCUAGAAAACGGUAUCAUUCAAAUAGUAAGAAAAAUCAAAUUAUAUAUAUUACUGUAAUAUUGUUUUUUUACCGUUAGUAUGUUAAUUGUUAAUUUGUUAGUAUUUGUCGAUAAUGGGGAACGAGUAUUCUGCUGUUACAGCAGGACGCGGUAAUAGAUAAGGACCGUCCAAUCACAAUUGUGUAGCCGAGAACAUUUUCAGUAAUGUUGUAAAUGAAUUAUUCUGGUCCGGUUGAUCUGAUAAUCA